ACCAAACACUCCUUCAAAAAUACAGCUUCACAAUAAGAAACAGAGCAAGAUACAUAUACCCAUAAGUUGUUCAACUCUUGAACUGAAAAAGAUUGAAAUUUUUCUCAACCUUUUUGAUAAUGGAGAGUGGUGAUAAUAUACUGAGAGCGAGUAGUCCUCGUUUGAGUAGUUCCAACCUAUGGAGGAAUGAUGGGAGAGAAGUUUUCUCACAUUCUUCUCGCGAUGAAGACGAUGAAGAAGCUCUAAAAUGGGCUGCUCUCGAGAAAUUACCCACUUUUGUGAGGAUUCAGAGAGGUAUACUGACCGAAGAAGGCGGCAAACCGAGAGAGAUUGACAUCAAAAAGCUUGGAGUGAUUGAGAGAAAGAAUCUGUUGGAGAGGCUCGUGAAAAUCGCUGAGGAUGACAAUGAGAAGUUCUUGUUGAAGCUCAAGAAACGCAUUGACAGAGUUGGGGUUGAUCUUCCCACCAUUGAAGUCCGGUUCAAGCAUUUGAAUGUCGACGCAGAAGCUUAUGCUGGCAGUCGAGCACUUCCAACAAUUCUCAACUUCUCCAUUAAUAUUUUUGAGGGGUUCUUGAAUUACCUCCAUGUUCUUCCAAGUAGGAAGAAACCAUUAACAAUCCUUCAUGAUGUCAGUGGAAUCAUCAAGCCUGGCAGAAUGACAUUGCUCUUAGGCCCACCAAGCUCUGGGAAGACCUCAUUGCUUCUAGCUUUGAGUGGAAAACUUGGUUCAGAUCUAAAAGUUUCGGGGACAGUAACAUACAAUGGUCAUGGAAUGAAUGAGUUUGUUCCGCAGAGGACAUCAGCUUACAUAAGUCAGCAUGACCUUCAUAUAGGAGAAUUGACAGUGAGAGAGACACUGGCUUUCUCAGCAAGAUGUCAAGGAGUUGGACCUCACUAUGACAUGUUAACAGAAUUGUCUAGGAGAGAGAAGGAAGCAAACAUUAAGCCAGAUCCAGAUCUUGAUAUGUACAUGAAAGCAGCAUCACUAGAAGGGCAGAGGGCUAAUCUGGUCACAGAUUAUGUUAUUAAGAUUUUGGGACUGGAAGUUUGUGCUGACACUAUGGUGGGUGAUGAAAUGCGGCGAGGUAUAUCUGGUGGGCAGAAAAAGCGAGUCACAACAGGGGAGAUGCUGGUUGGACCAGCCAGAGCGCUCUUCAUGGAUGAGAUAUCGACUGGCUUGGACAGUUCUACAACUUAUCAAAUUGUGAACUCAAUCAGGCAAUCCAUCCAUAUCCUUCAAGGAACUGCUGUUAUCUCUCUCCUCCAGCCGGCGCCAGAAACUUUCAACUUAUUUGAUGACAUAAUUCUCCUCUCAGACGGGAAAAUUGUGUAUGAAGGCCCCCGCGAAAAUGUGCUAGAGUUCUUUGAAUACAUGGGCUUCAAGUGUCCUGAGAGGAAAGGAGUCGCAGACUUUUUACAAGAAGUGACAUCAAAGAAAGAUCAAGAGCAGUACUGGGAAAAGAAAGAUGAGCCAUAUAAUUUUGUUACUGUCAAGGAAUUUUCAGAGGCAUUUCAGUCAUUUCACGUUGGUCUGAAACUAGGAGAUGAGCUUGAUGUUCCAUUUGACAAAGCCAAGAGCCACCCUGCAGCUUUAACAACUAAGAAGUAUGGUGUUAGUAAAAAGGAACUGUUGAACGCUCUCAUAUCCAGAGAAUACUUGCUCAUGAAAAGGAAUUCAUUUUUCUACAUAUUCAAGUUGACUCAACUUAUUCUUACAGCAAUAAUUACAAUGACUGUAUUUCUUAGAACUAAGAUGCCCAAGAAAACAAUAGAAGAUGGAACGAUUUUCAUGAGCGCUCUGUUCUUUAGUGUCCUCAUGAUUAUGUUUAAUGGGUUUGCGGAGUUAGUCAUGACCAUCUUGAAGCUUCCCACCUUCUACAAGCAAAGAGACCUUCUCUUCUUUCCGGCUUGGGCUUACUCUUUACCCACAUGGAUCCUCAAGAUCCCGAUAACUUUUAUAGAAGUCAGUAUUUGGGUGUUCACAACUUACUAUGUCAUAGGAUUUGAUCCACAUGUCGGAAGGUUGUUCAAAAUGUACCUUCUAAUGCUAUGCAUUAACCAGAUGGCUUCUGCACUGUUCCGUCUCAUGGGGUCAUUAGGAAGGAAUAUGAUUGUGGCAAACACAUUUGGCUCAUUUGCAUUACUUGCAGUUAUUGUAUUGGGUGGAUUUAUCUUAUCAAGAGAUGAUAUAAAGAAAUGGUGGAUAUGGGGUUACUGGUUCUCACCUAUGAUGUAUGUACAGAACGCUAUAGCAGUGAAUGAAUUUCUUGGGGACAGUUGGAGACAUGUUCCUGCAAAUUCAACAGCUGAUUCAACGGAAUCAUUAGGUGUAAUAAUCAUGAAGUCUCGUGGGUUAUUUCCCGAAGCAUACUGGUAUUGGCUUGGAGUAGGAGUUUCAAUUGGAUAUAUUUUUCUGUUCAAUUCCCUUUUCACUCUGGCUCUCGCUUAUCUCAAGCCAUUUGGGAAGCCUCAGGCUGUUCUAUCUGAAGAAAUACUGGCAGAAAGAAAUGCUUGUAAAACAGGAGAGAUUGAGCUAUCAUCAAGAGGAAAGAUACCUGUAGAAACGGGAGAUGACGUUCAAAGAAGUGUAUUGUCCACCUCAAUGUCUUCAAGACUAGGCAGUAUUAGUGAAGUUUCCAAAAACAGGAAGCGGGGAAUGGUUCUUCCUUUCGAACCUCUUUCCAUCACAUUCGAUGACAUCAAAUAUGCAGUAGAUAUGCCACAGGAAAUGAAAGCUCAAGGUAUUCCUGAAGACCGGCUAGAACUUCUGAAAGGUGUGAGUGGUGCUUUCAGGCCUGGAAUUCUUACAGCUCUAAUGGGUGUUAGUGGGGCUGGUAAGACCACUCUAAUGGAUGUGUUGGCUGGUAGAAAAACUGGUGGAUAUAUUGAGGGAAGGAUCAUGAUAUCAGGGUACCCAAAGAAGCAAGAAACAUUCGCUCGUGUAGCAGGAUAUUGUGAGCAAACUGACAUUCACUCUCCUCAUGUAACAGUUUAUGAGUCCUUGCAAUUCUCUGCUUGGCUCCGGUUGCCUCCUGAUGUUGAUUCUGCCUCCAAAAAAAUAUUUGUCGAUGAGGUCAUGGAGCUUGUUGAGCUAACCCCGUUAAGGGAAGCACUUGUUGGGUUGCCUGGCGUGGAUGGUCUUUCAACCGAACAACGCAAGAGGUUGACAAUUGCAGUUGAACUCAUAGCCAACCCAUCCAUAAUAUUCAUGGAUGAACCAACCUCGGGACUUGAUGCUAGGGCAGCAGCAAUUGUGAUGAGAACAGUGAGAAACACAGUGGACACGGGACGAACUGUGGUGUGCACCAUCCAUCAGCCAAGCAUUGACAUAUUUGAUUCUUUUGAUGAGCUAUUUCUUCUAAAACGAGGAGGUGAAGAAAUAUAUGUUGGUCCAUUAGGCCGCCAGUCUUCCCAUCUGAUCAAGUACUUUGAAGGUAUCAACAGAGUUAGUAAAAUUACAGAUGGUUAUAAUCCAGCAACAUGGAUGUUAGAGGUGACUUCAGCAGCACAGGAAGCAGCUCUUGGGGUAAACUUUACAGAGGUGUACAAGAACUCGGAACUAUAUAGGAGAAACAAAGACUUAAUCAAGGAACUCAAUACACCUCCACCGGACUUAAAAGAUCUAUAUUUCCCCACUCAAUACUCUCAGUCUUUCUUCACCCAAUGUACGUCUUGCCUAUGGAAACAACACUUGUCGUACUGGCGAAACCCGCCAUACAGUGCAGUGAGAUUCUUGUUCACAACAUUCAUAGCUCUUCUGUUUGGAACAAUCUUCUGGGAUCUUGGCUCCAAAAGGGGAAAACAACAGGAUAUCUUCAAUGCAAUGGGUUCUAUGUAUUGCGCUGUGCUAUUUAUUGGUUCACAAAAUGCUGGUUCAGUGCAGCCAGUAGUUGCUAUUGAGAGAACAGUCUUUUACAGGGAAAGAACAGCUGCAGCCGGAAUGUAUUCAGCAUUGCCAUAUGCUUUUGGACAGGUUGUGAUUGAGCUCCCAUACGUUUUUAUUCAGACUCUCACAUAUGGAGUCAUAGUUUAUGCCAUGAUUGGAUUUGAGUGGACCGUUGCCAAGUUCUUAUGGUAUCUGUUUUUCAUGUACUUCACCCUGUUAUACUUUACUUUCUAUGGGAUGAUGACAGUGGCAGUAACUCCCAACCACAACAUUGCUUCCAUAGUCUCAUCCGCCUUCUAUAUAAUAUGGAAUCUUUUCUCUGGAUUUAUCAUUCCUAAAAUAAGAAUUCCAGUGUGGUGGCGGUGGUUCUAUUACAUUUCCCCGGUCUCUUGGACUCUCUAUGGGCUGGUUGCCUCCCAGUUUGGAGACAUUCAAGAAAAGCUUGACACUGGCGAAACAGUUGAAGAAUUCGUAAGGAAUUUCUAUGAUUUUAAGCAUGACUUCGUGGGAUAUGUAGCCAUGAUUAUAGUUGGGAUCGCUGUGCUCUUUGGAUUCAUCUUUGCCUAUUCAAUCAGGGCGUUUAACUUCCAGAAAAGAUAAUAGUUUCAUAUAGAAUAAAUAAAUCUUCGCCAAAAAGAUCAUCAUCCCGCGAUAGUUUUUGUCAACAUGUGAUGUACAUUGAAGGAAUUUUUUUUUAUUUAUUUCAUUUUCAUUUUUUAGUUCCAUCAGCUUUUGAGUUCUGUUUUGCUUAUUUUGAUUUUGUCGAUGUAACGUAAUUCAUCUAUAUGUAAUGUAAUGAACUGAUACAAA
This is a messenger RNA of Camellia sinensis, 4697 nucleotides long. RefSeq names its product pleiotropic drug resistance protein 1. Gene Ontology annotation, molecular function: ABC-type transporter activity; ATP hydrolysis activity; ATP binding. Gene Ontology annotation, cellular component: membrane. Lineage: Eukaryota; Viridiplantae; Streptophyta; Magnoliopsida; Ericales; Theaceae. The record is from RefSeq and is a predicted model, not a curated record.